GUUUUGCUUUUCAGGAAGCAUAAACUCCAUCAAGGCAAUGCCAAAUUUUACAGAUGUAACAGAAUUUCUUCUGGUGGGUCUGACAAGGCGCCAGGAAUUGCGGGUUCUCUUUUUUGUGCUAUUCUUGGUUGUUUACAUGCUCACUCUGUUGGGAAACAUUGCUAUGAUACUUUUGAUCAGCAUCAGCCCUCAGCUUCAGAGUCCUAUGUACUUUUUCCUAAGUCAUUUGUCCUUUGUGGAUGUGUUGUUCUCUUCCAAUGUCACCCCCAAAAUGCUGGAAAACUUGUUGUCAAAAAUAAAAACGAUUUCUUAUGUGGGGUGUCUCGUGCAAUGCUACUUCUUCAUUGCUCUGGUCCACGUGGAGGUCUAUAUUCUGGCCGUGAUGGCCUUUGAUCGCUACAUGGCCAUCUGCAACCCUUUGCUGUACAGCAGCAAGAUGUCCAGAGCUGUGUGUGUCCGCCUCAUCUCUGUGCCUUAUGUCUACGGAUUCUCUGUGAGUCUGAUUUGCACUCUGUGGACAUACGGUUUAUACUUCUGUGGAAAUGUUGAAAUCAACCACUUCUAUUGUGCUGAUCCUCCUCUCAUCAAGAUUGCCUGUGGAGGAGUGCAUAUCAAAGAGUAUACGAUGAUUGUUAUUGCCGGAAUUAAUUUCACAUAUUCUUUGUCAGUAGUUCUCAUCUCCUACCUUCUCAUUGUAGUCGCGGUAUUACGCAUGCACUCCGCUGAAGGCCGGAAAAAAGCAUUCUCCACCUGUGGAUCUCACUUGACAGCUGUUUCUAUGUUUUAUGGGACCCUUAUAUUCAUGUAUCUGAGAAGACCAACGGAGGAGUCUGUGGAGCAGGGAAAGAUGGUGGCAGUGUUUUACACCACGGUGAUUCCUAUGCUGAACCCCAUGAUCUACAGCCUCAGGAAUAAGGAUGUGAAAGAAGCAGCCAACAAGAUAAUCGCCAAGGCAAAUUUGAGGACAUGAACUCAAAGUAGGCAUUUUAGAGGUGUGUUAAUCCAAAUGUGUUGACCAAGCA
Meriones unguiculatus (Mongolian gerbil) is the source of this 1022-nucleotide messenger RNA. RefSeq names its product olfactory receptor 5M9. Gene Ontology annotation, cellular component: membrane. Gene Ontology annotation, biological process: sensory perception of smell; G protein-coupled receptor signaling pathway. The coding region runs from base 38 to 970 and encodes 310 amino acids. The transcript has a single exon. Lineage: Eukaryota; Metazoa; Chordata; Mammalia; Rodentia; Muridae. The record is from RefSeq and is a predicted model, not a curated record. Gene Ontology annotation, molecular function: olfactory receptor activity; odorant binding; G protein-coupled receptor activity.